Aspergillus melleus is the source of this 2913-nucleotide messenger RNA. It is a transcript of the gene FBP26, whose product is annotated as bifunctional nucleoside/nucleotide kinase/histidine phosphatase family protein. Gene Ontology annotation, biological process: fructose 2,6-bisphosphate metabolic process; fructose metabolic process. The record is from RefSeq and is a predicted model, not a curated record. Gene Ontology annotation, molecular function: ATP binding; fructose-2,6-bisphosphate 2-phosphatase activity; 6-phosphofructo-2-kinase activity. Lineage: Eukaryota; Fungi; Ascomycota; Eurotiomycetes; Eurotiales; Aspergillaceae. Gene Ontology annotation, cellular component: cytosol. The transcript is spliced from 2 exons. The coding region runs from base 1193 to 2446 and encodes 417 amino acids.
CCGACUUGUGCCGCGUCGAUCAUUCCGAUCCAAAGCGCCGGCCGCGAGUUUACCCGACGAAAACGUCCGGGACAUCACGUGGUGCGCUGUUUGAAGGCAUUGUCUCCCAGUCCCUUCGAAGAAUUCAAUCUCCUGAUUUUCUUCGAAAAGCCUCAUCUCUGAUCUCCAUCUUCCAUCCUGCAUCCCCGGCGCUACCAGGGCUGGUCCACCCGCAAUUCUUGCGUCUGUCCUAAACAACGGCGGGCCAUCGGUUGAUUUGCCCCGCGGCAUGACGUCUGCGCUGUCCCUCGACUUCUUCACCGCAUCGGCUGUUGGGGCUUAAUGGGAUCCAACCAGAUCUCUUGUUCUUUUUCCCCCUUGCAAACGAAUUCCAUCCUGUGAGAAGACAGCCGGAACUGUCUGUUUUGUUCUUCGGUGAGAAUUGUGCCGGUUGGAGUUCCGACAGCAAAGCAAAAGACAAAAAAAAGGGAGCUUUCCUCUCCCCGGUCUUACGCCAUUAACUCUCCUUGACCCGGUUUUGGGUCCAAUCUACUACUUCUCCCACGGCUUCCCCCCCUCCAAGUUCCCUAUUCUCCGGCCCUCUUGUCCGGUCGGUUUGUCUGGUCUUGGCCCGAGGUCUUUCGUCUCAAUUUGCCUUUUUCCUAUCUCGUAUUCAUCUCUCGGUUUCCGUUGCUAGUUGCCCAUUAUGGCGGCUGUUAGGAGGGGUAAUGGCCACAAAAGCUAUUUUGCCAGUGUAAGUGCUUGGUUUAGAUGUUCAUGAUUUAUUGAUUGCGUUGUUCCCCGGCUUCUGGCUUCUGGGUCGCUCUGCCUUGGCAGCUGCCCACUACUUGCGUUAUAGUCUGCCCGGUACUUGACCCAGGGAACCUAGUAUACAACUUUUGUAACAGGCUUUCUUCUUUCCUUUUUCUUCUUUUGCUCUCUAUUAGGUUGCUUGUUACUAUCACUCAUUUGCGCUCCAUGCAUACUCUAUCUGCCUGAUUCGCCACACCACUUGACCAUCCCGACCAUCCAGCAAGGAAAAUCCCAUCAAACCCCAGAAUGCUGACUAGAUUGCAGUCAGAUGACACGAAAAUCUGCGUGGUCAUGGUUGGCCUGCCAGCCCGAGGCAAAAGUCUCAUAGCUGGCAAAGGUACGUUCCCGCCUAUCCGUGCAUAGAGUGCACUUGUAGAACGUGAGAUUGACGAAAUCAGCCAUGAGAUAUCUUGCGUGGGUCGGCAUCCCUGCUCGCGUCUUCAACGUGGGCAGCUACCGUCGAAACAACACGCCGCAGCCAACCGCCACUUUCUUCGACCCUCACAACAGCGAGGGCGAGAAAAUGCGGCGAGCUGCCGCGGAAGCUGCCAUGUCUGAUAUGCUCCGAUGGUUUGCAUCGGGAAAAGGCGUCGUUGCUAUCCUUGAUGCCACCAAUUCCACGAGGGAGCGACGUCGCUGGAUCUAUGAGAGCUGCGAUGCGGCCAAUGUGGAGACGUUAUUUGUCGAGUCGAUAUGCGACGAGGAAGACCUAAUAAUGAACAACAUUCUCGAGGUCAAAACCACGUCGCCGGAUUACAAGGGGCAGGAUCCUGAGGUUGCUGCGCUGGAUUUCCGCAAUCGAAUCCGCAAUUACGAAAAGGUCUAUGAGACCAUCGACGAUAACGAGAAGCACUUUACAUAUGUGAAGCUCAUCAAUGUCGGCUCCACGGUAAUCAUUAACCAGAUCAAAGACUAUCUAUCCAGUCGGCUAGUCUACUACAUCCAAAAUCUCCACAUCAAGCCUCGCUCGAUUUGGCUGUCUCGCCACGGAGAGUCCGAGUACAACUUAGUAGGCAAGAUUGGCGGAGAUUCCAGCAUCUCCGAGCGCGGAGAGGCGUAUGCUCGAGCUCUCCCGGGACUUCUGAAAAAGUCGGGUGUUCCUCCUAACACGAAGAUCGUCAUCUGGACGUCCACUCUCCGGCGCACAAUUCAGACGGCCCGUCACCUUGCCGCCGAAACGGGCUUCGAGAAGCUGGAGUGGAAGGCGCUCGACGAGCUCGACUCUGGUGUCUGCGACGGACUCACGUACGAGGACAUUGCGCAGAAAUACCCCGAAGACUUCGCCGCACGCGACGAGGACAAGUACAACUAUCGCUACCGCGGAGGCGAGUCCUACCGCGACGUCGUCAUCCGACUGGAACCGAUCAUCAUGGAGCUGGAGCGCAGUGAAAACGUGAUUAUUGUCACCCAUCAGGCAGUCCUGCGUUGUAUCUAUGCCUAUUUCCUCAACACGCCCCAGGAACAGAGUCCGUGGAUGGAAGUCCCCCUUCACACGCUGAUCAAGCUCACCCCUCGUGCCUACGGUACCGACGAGCAGCGGUUCAAGGCCGAUAUUCCCGCAGUGUCGACCUGGCGGGCGAAAGGGACUUCAGCGAAGCACCAAGAUUACCCUACCACUGAAACGAAGAAUGAAGUCCCCGCCACCAGUGCCUAAACUGGGGUAUGCCUUCGAGCCACUGCAUGCGCACGACACAUUUGGCCCCGUUUGACUCAUCUUCACAUACCCGCUAUACCUAAGAUUCUCCACCAAUUCUACAACUCAUGUAGAAACCCGGGAAACUAUUUCACAUACACACGCAUUAUAUCACGACCUAUCUUCCCAGCGCCGCCUCUUUUUCCUUGCAAGCCUCUUCAUGUUAAAAGUUUGGUUUCGGUUUCCGGCAGCAUGUACAAGUGGACUGUCUGUCUGAUUCAUUUCCUGCAUAUAUUAUCCACCGUUGGAGGCAAUUGCGGUUUAUUUCAUUUACAUUUCCCACUGGUCUGAACCUUUAUAACGAAGCUCACUUUUCCCGCACUAUUGAUGUUCUCUCUUGUUUUCGGGGAAGUGAGUUCUGCAAAUGCGGCCUAUAGAAUUAAUAUAUUCAUCGCUUAUAUGGAAUAGAGAUAGAAUUUCCUGUGCAU